Verticillium alfalfae VaMs.102 is the source of this 396-nucleotide messenger RNA. RefSeq lists its product as hypothetical. Gene Ontology annotation, biological process: sterol biosynthetic process. Gene Ontology annotation, cellular component: endoplasmic reticulum membrane; intracellular membrane-bounded organelle. Bases 1 to 396 code for a protein of 131 amino acids. Lineage: Eukaryota; Fungi; Ascomycota; Sordariomycetes; Glomerellales; Plectosphaerellaceae. The record is from RefSeq and is a predicted model, not a curated record. Gene Ontology annotation, molecular function: heme binding. The transcript is spliced from 3 exons.
AUGGGCGCCGAAUUCACCUUCCAGGAUGUUGCCGAGCACAACACCAAGAACGACCUCUACAUGGUCGUGCAUGACAAGGUCUACGACUGCACCAACGGCGGCGAGGAGGUCAUGCUUGACGUCGGCGGCCAGGACGCCACCGAGGCUUUCGAGGACGUGGGUCACAGCGACGAGGCGCGCGACACGCUUGCGCAGCUCGAGGUCGGCACCCUGAAGAGGCUGGCCGGCGACCCUGCCCCCAACAAGCCCGCCGCCAGCACCUCCAGCUCCAGCAACAACGCCGACACCUCUGGCAUCGGCAUCGGCCUGUACGCCGUCCUCCUCGUCGGCGGCGCCGUCGCCUACGGCGCGUACCAGUACCUGCAGCAGCAGCAGCAGCAGCAGCCCUCGGCUUAA